AUGUUCAGACAUUGUGGGCACAUUAUCUCCCGCAGCCAGACUAGGACACAGUAGUUGUAACUCAGAUCACAGAGUACCUUCGAUCUUCAAAGCUGACCACAAGCAAUCAUCCCUGAAUAGAUCACUGUCACUCUCACAUCUUGGAUUACAGCCAUGUUUUCAAUUGCUUUUCAUACCUAGAUAAUCCUUAAACAGGAGCAAAAAGGAUUUCAGACUCUUGUCUAUACGAACAUUUAGGACUGAGCAACUGUGGAAAUCCUCUGCUUUUUCCUGCUGAAAAUAUUGUGAUCUCAUACAAGUAUUACCUUAAAUAAUGGCCAGCUGAGGAUAUAGCAAGGAAAAAAAGUAAAUCCGGCAGUAAGAUCAUUUUCACCUUCAGAAACAAGACCUUUCACUAAUCAUAACAGGGUUUGAUGUCAUUUAUUUUUCUUUAUUGGCACUGAACCAUGAGAAGAGUUUAAGUUUAUGUACUUUGGAAUCAUUUCAAUAUAACUCCAGCUGUACAACUUCUUCUGGUGGAGGUGGAGUUUCUUUUAUCUCAACCAUCUCUCAGGAGAUGAGAAGCCAAAUGAGAAAAUGGUUCAUUGGAUAUGGGGCAACUUUAGACUGAAACAGUACAAAGUGGUAACUACUGCCUGACUGAUGGUGAAACUGGAUUUACCCCAUAACCAGAGAAGCCUAUCAAUGAGGGGAAAUCCACUGGUUGGAAUUAACAAACCCAUAGCUGUCAGUUACUACGCUGCUGAGAAUAACCAUGGGAUCUGUCAGAACAGUCGCUCUUUUGUUCCUUUUUCUUGUUAUAGAGGUUUCUGCUUCACUACAGUUUGAAGAUGAAGAAGAAGAAGAAGAAGACAAGCCCAUUGAAGACUCGUCUAAUACCUUAGGCAACACCCGAACUAAAAUCAUGACAGCUCAGUUUGAAUGUUACCAGAGUUUUCUAAAGGAAAGUCCUAUAAGGGAAGGAUCCUAUUGUAACAGAACAUGGGAUGGUUGGUUAUGUUGGGGAGAUGUUCCUGCUGGACAAGUAUCAACACAGUACUGUCCCAGCUAUUACCAGGACUUUGAUCCAGCUGAGAAGGUAACAAAGAUUUGCCAAAGUGAUGGAAGCUGGUUUCGACAUCCAUUGAGUAACAGGACAUGGACAAAUUAUACUUUAUGCAGCUCUCACAUAGGAGAAAAAUUAAAGACAGCACUGAGUUUAUACUACCUAACCAUCACUGGCCAUGGACUUUCCAUAGUAUCACUGGUCAUAUCCCUUGGCAUCUUCUUUUACUUCAAAAGUCUAAACUGCCAGCGGAUAAAACUACACAAAAACCUAUUUUUCUCUUUUAUUUUCAACUCUGUAAUCACAGUAAUCUGGCUGACUUCAGUGGCUCCAAAUAGGAGUCUUGUGGCAAUGAAUCCCAUAAGCUGUAAAAUCUGUAUGUCCAUCCAUCUUUACCUGAUGGUCUGUAACUACUUCUGGAUGUUAUGUGAAGGUAUUUAUCUGCAUACGCUUAUCGUUGUGGCUGUGUUUGCCGAGAAACAGCACCUGAUGUGGUAUUACCUGCUUGGAUGGGGCUUCCCACUUAUUCCAACAACCAUUCAUGCUGUAGCAAGGACUAUGUAUUACAAUGACAAUUGCUGGCUUAGCAGUGAUACUCAUCUGCUGUAUAUUAUCCAUGGACCCAUAGCUGCUGCAUUCUUGGUAAAUCUAUUUUUCCUGCUGAAUAUUGUCCGUGUCCUUAUAACUAAGUUGAAAGUCACACAUCAGGCUGAAUCAAAUCUCUACAUGAAAGCAGUUCGAGCUACACUUAUUUUAGUACCUCUGCUUGGCAUUCACUUAGUGCUGAUUCCAUGGCGACCGGAAGGCCAUAUUGCUGGUGAGAUCCAUGACUAUAUGAUGAACAUCUCAAUGAAUUUUCAGGGAUUGCUCGUGGCUACUAUUUUCUGCUUUUUCAAUGGAGAGGUCCAAGCAGUUUUAAAAAGGCACUGGAGUCAGUAUAACAUCCAGUUUGGAAAUGGCUUUACACACUCAGAUACUCUCCGUUCUGCAUCUUAUACUGUCUCGUCAUCGAUUACUGAGGUCCCUGGGUGCAUGUACAACCAUGAGUGUAGUACUGAGCACUUAAAUGGAAAGAGUUGUCACGACAUGGAAAAUAUUGUACCAAAAUCGGAAAACUACUAUGCUUGAUUGGGUUAAAGAUUAGACUAACUUGGAGGUUUUUGGAUUUUACUGAGACAUUUAAAUUUUCCCCGACAGAGACAUUAGAAGACUUGGUAAACUUGGCAUUUUCCUCCAAGCAGAAUUCAGCCAGUCCACUAUUGUAUUUCACACUUUUCCAUGCAGAUACAUAUAUACAGACAUAUAAAUACACGGAUCAAACUAAUCGUGUUACUCUUGUCUUUUCAUGCUCUACUGUGUAGACCUGAUUGGCAAUUCUUUGUAUGAGGGUGAGAAAGAUGGACUAUUUUUAACACCAUUUUCUAUAGACUUGUAUGCUAUUUCAAGUUGUUCCAAAAAUUAUUUAAUUCAACAGAAUACUGUUAUUGUACUCUUUCUGGAUUUAAAUUAGUAAACAGUACACUUGGAAUAAAAAGUAAUUUCAUUUAA
This is a messenger RNA of Protopterus annectens (West African lungfish), 2593 nucleotides long. RefSeq names its product calcitonin receptor like receptor (gene CALCRL). The coding region runs from base 755 to 2173 and encodes 472 amino acids. Gene Ontology annotation, biological process: cell surface receptor signaling pathway; adenylate cyclase-activating G protein-coupled receptor signaling pathway; angiogenesis. The record is from RefSeq and is a predicted model, not a curated record. Gene Ontology annotation, cellular component: plasma membrane. The transcript has 16 exons. NCBI's taxonomy places the organism in Eukaryota, Metazoa, Chordata, Ceratodontiformes, Protopteridae. Gene Ontology annotation, molecular function: calcitonin receptor activity; calcitonin gene-related peptide receptor activity; adrenomedullin receptor activity.